This is a messenger RNA of Porites lobata, 6766 nucleotides long. Lineage: Eukaryota; Metazoa; Cnidaria; Anthozoa; Scleractinia; Poritidae. The record is from the annotation of a GenBank genome assembly.
AUGUAUAAAUAUCGGUAUCAGAAAAAUACUUCUGUAACCAUCUCUCUUUGUGGUCUGGAGGGUGUAGAGAGAAGGUAAAGUAAUUGGCAGCAUUAAAAUAGGCGUACUCUUCAACACAGAAGGUCUCGGUGAAAUAAUUUUUUAACGGGUAAGGAGUGGUGAAUUGUUUUUGAUUAAUAUGGAGGAAGGGAGAUAGUUAUUUAAUUACCCUUAUUCGAGCCUUGGCCGUCCUGGCGCUUGUUUGGCUUGAGAAAGGUGGAGUAGUUAGAAUUUUGAUUACUUUUUUGCAUAAAAUGCUUUACAUAAAUAAAGAAAAAAAUAUAAAAUGAUCAGUCGAGCCUUUGAAGCGAAGCAAGCUCGUUAAUGAUACAAUGUUUUCUCUUCAAUCCCGUUUAUUGGCGGAUCAAUUGCUCGUCCCACCCAAGAAUCAAAUUAAUAAAAAUGACAUUAUUAACCUGUGUGCAGACGUUCUCUAUUUCUUUUGUUAUUCGCGGAAAGGGACAUUUCUGCACACCACAAGGGGAAAAGGCAGUAUGAAUGCGAAACUGCGAUAAUCUCACGCUCUCUCUAUAACUCGAUAGUUUGUCGAAAUUGGUCUUUAUGUCGAAUUCUGAGAGGAAGUGCUAACAACCUAUCUUGGCUUAAAGAGCAAAACAAUCAGUCCAUUCAAGAGGCAAUCAAAGUUCAGCCUGAGUUAGGUCAGGCUUGGAAAAACCGCAGUCUUGUUAUAUAAUAAUAAUUAUAGAAUUAGACAAGCCUAAAAGCAGAGCUGUUUUUUAAAAACACAUUUUUGUUGGUAACGUUACGAUGUUAACUUCCUAUUUUUCUAACACCUUUCAGCGGCAACUCUAGAGUGAUCUAAAUUACCUUCCACCUUGUUCAUCGAUUUCAUUCAGAUAUGGUUGCGUAAGUAAAUAUCUCAAGCCUCAGGUAAGAAAAUGACCGUGGAAAUAAUAGCGGAAAGAGAUCAAUAUUUAGAGCAAGUAACCUUGUUUCUGACUCUUAGAAAUCUUGUCCUCAAUAAUACUAACUACCAAAAAAAGCUCUAAAUUUUAGGCAGCAAUUUUCCGUCGCUUUGAAUUCACUGAAUUGUUAUAAUGUUUACUGACCCUGAACGAAUUUACUUGUGGUCUUGCUGUUCUUACUUAAUUAUUUACCAGUUCAGUCACCGUGCGGGUAGUUGUAGCCUUUCUUCAGGGCAUUUCACCGUGAGUGUUUUGACCACGAUCGCGUUGUUUUGGGCACGGCUACACAUAAAUCAGGUAAGAUACUGACAACUAUCAGUAUUCCAGUAGGCCUAACUUGGUGGGCAAACAGACGCCUUGUUCAGUUUGUUGUAACUACCAUAAUGCAAGAAUCAUUCACAGCAUAUGAAAACUUCAUGGAUUUUGAAUCAUUUUCCCGGCAAUUGAAGGGUUAUACUGUUCAGUGACUCAAGAGAAGACUGGACGAUUGUCUGAAACUAAAUAUUUUGCACCGUAAUCGAUCUUAGCAAGCAAUCCACGGCUUUAUGUCUAGCUUUAUUUUCAACGGACAGAGCAAAACCGUGGAGAGCAUAGGGAGAAAAUAAUGGGUAAGAUGAUACUCAGUAUCAGAAUCAGUUUUAAAUCGGCUGUCGCAUUGCUCAGUGGGCGAAUCAUAAAAAUUAUCUACAUUUACAGACCUGACUGAGCUUCAUUCUGAGUUUCAUUUAGUCAGUUUGACUAAGCCCGCAGUUUGCUAUUUCAUUUUCUAAAUGGCUCCUUCACAGCAUGACCCUCGGGUAGAUACUUUUCGUCUUUUUUAUCACCGAUAAAGAUGAAAAACAACACGGCAAUUUCAUGGUUAUCUUUCAACCUCUCCUCAGUUUUAAAAAACCAAAAUAAUAUUUGAAAAUGGCAACAGUAAAGUUGACCUCUCAGUUUUAUGAUGUAAUACACAGCUUACCGACCUGAAACUGAUUAAGGCUCCGGUCCUGAGACAGCAGUCCUGUUGUAAUGAAGGUUUAACCGGGUCAAUUCCGUAUGCUUUAAAUAUUUCAAGAAGGAAAGUUAAAAAAAAACUGUUAAAGAACGCAAUAAUAAAUAAUGGGUCAGCAAAAAUACGACAAAAAAGGGAGAUAAAAUCAAACCAAUGAGCACUUGCCAUGAACUGUUAUUGUGAGGCGUUGUUUGUUCAUUUUACAAGGUGAAAUAUUUGAGGAAACUGGCUUAUCCAUCUGUUAAGUGAACAAACAAAAAACAAAACAUUUACACACAUACCCACACAAACUUGGUUGACUUAAACUUUGAGCUAAACACACACAUUAAUUAAAGGAAGCUCUAGCUGACAGAGAAUUGUCAAUUAUGUUCGACUUCAACUUCAAAUAGUUUUUCAGAAGCCAUCCUGUCAUUUGCGCUUGUAAAAGAGUCCACAAACUGAAGGUAGAUUUACCUUUUCUUUAUUUUCAGGAGGAAGGCGAUGAAGUUUGCUUUGUUUGUAGCUCUAUUGGCGAUAUUCGGCUCCUUGAGUCAAGGAAAACCGGUGAACAAGAAGAAAAAACUAAAGGACAGCCCUAGGCAAGGUGAGUAUUGUAUGCCAUUAAGUGGUCACAUGGGCAUAAAAAUUUCGGAUGGCUUGUUCGAAAGUACUUAACCAUCGCGUUCAAACAAUUAAUGCUAUAUUAGACUUUUCCUUGAGUGAAGAACUCCUUAUUUAUUGUUUUACUUUUUUUUUCUACUUUGUAGAUAGCGCCUGUUUUGACGAUGAUGCGAAAUACUGCCAGAAGUGGGCGCCUAAAGGAUAUUGUGCAAAGAGCUCAAAAGUCAUGUCCGGCAAAUGCAAGCUUUCUUGUAAAAUGUGUUUAGCAGGUGAGAAUAUUCACAUCUGUGUGUCUGUGGUAGCGCCAUAUCGUCUAAAAUUGUUAUUAAACAGGUCUUUUUUAUGUCCUAGUAAUAAACACUAAGUUUACCUCUAUGUUUACACUUUACGAAUACGAAAUAACUAUAAUAGACCUAUUCAGCUGACUCAAUGUUGUACCCAAUUCAAACCGAAUUAGUACAACAAUGAGUUAGCCGAAUAGGUCUAUUAUAGCUGUAUUAGGUAGAAAUGAAAAUGUGAUCCACCCAAACAUGGUACUAAGCACAAAUCGCCCCAUGUAAGUUAAUUCCAAUCAGUCUUGGAUUGUGGAUACCACGCUGCGGAUUUUGGAUUCCAAUCGUUAGCGGAAUUGCGUAUUCCUUGAGCUGAAUUCCGGAUUCCGAAGUCCAGUAUUUUGAAAUCCAGCAUUUCCUCAAUUCUGGAAUCCGAAUUAUCUUUCAUUUGGAGAAACGAAUCAACUGGCAAGAACUUAAAAUAAGCGAAAACACGUUUUCUCUUUAAUCCAGGGGAAAUGCUGAUGGAUGAUGAUAGCAGGUGUAACGACUGGAAGAACAAUCAUCUAUGUGAAAAGGCUAACCACCAGCCAUAUAUGUUUAAACACUGCAAGUUCAGCUGCAAAGGGUAUGUCGCUGUACCUCAAAAUCCAAGGAAGAAACUUGGUGACGUUUUUGGUAUGGGAGGUCAGUAUGGAGGUCAGCGAUUUGGCCAACAACCUUAUGGACAGCGACCUUUUGGACAACAACCAUACGGGCAACAGGGUUAUGGACAGACGCCAUACGGACAGCAGCCAUACCGCCAGCAAUCUUAUGGACAACAACCGUACAUGCAACAACCAUUUGGCAACCGGCCUUACGGACAAAUGGCACCUGGUCAGCCCUAUGGACAGCAGCCAUUUGCACAACAGCCUUAUGCUCAACAACCACAAUACGGUCAGCAACAAGGAUAUGGGCAGCAAAUGCAGCCGCUUGGACAAACUGGACAGCCUUGCGGUCAGCCCCCGAUGAUCACUGAUCCUUGUGCCCCUUGCCCUCCUACUUGUUCCCCUUGUCCACCACAGCCGCCAACUUGUGGUGGCCAGCAACCUCCACAGGCACCACUGGUGCCUCCUCCACCUCCUCCUCCCCCAUCAGAGGAACCUAAAGAAGAGGAAAAGGAAGAGGGAAAAGGAAAGGAAGGAGAAGAAGAAAAGGAGAAGGAAGAAAAAGGGGCUGGGAAGCCAGCUAUAAGACCACCCUACCGUCCACCUUACCGACCACCCUAUGGCCAACAACCUUUAAGCCCUUAUGGUCAGCAACCUCAACAGCCAUAUAAUCCUUAUGGUCAGCAACCAUACGGACAACAGCCUUAUAACCAAUAUGGGCAGCAACCCUACGGGCAACAGCCUUAUAACCAAUAUGGGCAGCAGCCUCAAUAUGGACAACAAUCGUAUAAUCCAUAUGCACAGCAGCAACAGCCCUACGCACAACAACAAUAUGGUCAACCCUCGUAUCAGCCUCAAACAAUUCAGCCAGCCAAUCCUGCGGUGCCACAAGCCCAACCCGAAAGCCAACCGGUAGCUCCCCAAGAAGCUGCUGUUCCGCAACCCGCUGCCCCUCAGCCGGCCGCCGUUCCUCAACCAGCCGCCGUUCCUCAACCAGCCGCCGUUCCUCCGGUAGCAGCCGCCCCUCAAGGAGCUGCCCCUCAAACGCCAGCAAUGCAACCUGCUCCUGCUGCAGGUAAGCCUUGUCAAUUCACGUUACAUUUAAAAUUGUCCGCAUGACGUUUAAAACACUAAUUACAGUCGUGCCAGGUGGACCUACAGUACUGCACAUUUGAUAAUGUCCUCUGAUUUUAUGUCGAGACAUGCACCUCUGAUUCGAUAGCUAGAAAUUUACCUAAACGAACGAAGCAAGGCAGGAUAAGCAUUAUUAAUGGCAUUUAAGUAUCUUCAGUUAAAUAUUGGAUAAAAACCUCACAUGACGUUUCAACGACCCUUGUCAUCACCAAAUUCCGGAAAUUAAAAAAAGGUACUUACGAGAAAAUGAAGUCUAAAAACUAGGUAUAUUUUGAUUUUAAAAAGAAUGAAAACUGAAGAAUUCGACAAUUUAACAUUUUUUUUUCUUUUAAACCUCUUUGCAAAUCAAUCCUUAACAUAAGGAUCAGUAACAUAAUAAGUAUAACAUAUAUCUCUAGUAGUCCGAUCAUCGAAAUUCAAAAUUAUCUUUGCAGUGGCUUUAUCACUCAAUUGGACAGGGAAAUGUCAUUCUUAGACACUGUUUGUAACACACUACUCCCCAGAAGAACACUCCCCUCAGAGAGGCCAAUACUGUUUUAAUGACCAUUUAUUAUCAUGCUUUUUUAUAUACGCAAAUAGAACUAGGCUUUGUUACUAACAUUUUCCAGGAGGUGGCGCUCCUCAGGCUGACUCCCCACCACAGAAUGGUCAAACUUAUGUUAUCCAACAUCCCGUCCCUGGAACUGAAGGACCACUGAUGAUAAAGAAGGAAGGCGUUGAAAAGAAGAAGGCUCAAGCUAAGAAACUCGACGAGGAAACUGUGAUAGUAGCAAAGAAAAGGGGAAGCCAAUAAGGUAUUACUGAGGGAUGAGGGGCCUGUGAUCAUCAGUUUGGCUGAACUAAAGAAAGUUUUGUUCUUCCCACAAUGGCAGUGGUGACUUUUUAGCGUAAAGUAAAACAAAAAUUUAAUGUGGCUACCAAGGGGUAGGGGACGGCCGGGUUGCCUUGGCAGAAAUCUCUUUCGGACAGGAAGGUGUAGGUAUUGCGGGUUACUCUGGCGCUAACCACAAGUUACACUUAUUGCCCGCCAUUUUGCAUUUGACUAAAUUUUUAGAUUUUUGAAAAAGACCAUUGGCGUUUUCCUUUCUUAUUUUACUUGCACUUGUGCAGACCUGUAUGUUAAAUUUAUGCGACCUAUUAACUGAAAUAUCAUAUCGUGAGAAUAGCAAAAAAAUGCCAUGAAAUGCUGGGAAAAUAUGUUUAACAAAGUUAACAAACACUGAAGCUCCUCCCCCACUUGAGCCUUGAACCAGCCCAGUACAAAAAAAGCCAAACGCCCUCAUCUGGUGUUGUAAUAUGUUUAUUAGUUAAUUAAGUCUGGUUAAGAUAUUACAUGUAUAUUCUUUUUUACCUUUGUGACCAUGGGUUUUGAUUCCUUUCUCUUUCAGACUAAAAGACACUAUUGCUUGAAUCAAUCUUGAGCUGAACAUCUUUAUGAAACUUAACGCAAAAAUUCAAGAUGACUGCUGUUAAAAUUUCCCCGUAUGUCUGUAAAAGUGCACUGAAAUAAUCCCAUACAUGUAUAUAUUCCUUUCGAGCAACAACCAAGGCCGAGAUAUGGGUUCAUAUAACUUUGUGUUUCAACCCCAUCCUUUGCUUAUUACAGCCAGGCAUCAGUUUAAAGACCUAUUAAGACGAUAAAUCUUUGUCGCAUGCGAUAUGCGUACGAUAAGCCUACUACGUAUUGUGUAUACUACAUCAGACCUGCAACUGACUGAGUCGUAAGUGUAAUGUACACGACGUGUGUCGUAGGCACAUCGAAGGCGCAUAUAACAUGUGAUAAACUUGGUAUUGUUUCCUAAGGAUAGUGGCCUCAAGACCGAGGUUUGACAGUACGACAUACAAUAAAGUGUACAUGUUAUGUCUUCAAGAUUUCGUUAAUUAUGCAGCCAUAGAUAUUUUAAUUCUUAUCCUACUAAACAAGGAUUGAAGCACCUGGCACAGUUUUUAUCGGUUACGUACCGUUGUCUUCAGUUUCUUAGCGUCGCGAGGGAUCCAUCAGACACACGGUUUGGAAGAUGGAACGCGAUGAGCAAACAACAAAUGAAGCUUGUACAAAUUAUUAUAAUAUUGCUUAGAGAUUGUCAUCCUAGAUUUGAACCUGUCUCUUAUGUAAAAAACGUUAUGCGCGUUACAUGAUCUUUUUAAUUCGAU